Molecule: messenger RNA, 6096 nt
Organism: Passer montanus (Eurasian tree sparrow)
Lineage: Eukaryota; Metazoa; Chordata; Aves; Passeriformes; Passeridae
Gene: CACNA1F
Product: calcium voltage-gated channel subunit alpha1 F
Exons: 47
Coding region: 1-5919 (1972 amino acids)
Biological process (GO): calcium ion import across plasma membrane
Cellular component (GO): membrane; voltage-gated calcium channel complex
Molecular function (GO): high voltage-gated calcium channel activity
Source: RefSeq, a predicted model, not a curated record
AUGGGACUCGAUGGCUUCAAGGGUUCCUCCCGACAGGAGCAGUUCUGUGAUUCUGUGCAAUGGCGCCUGGCUGGGGACGCUGUGACACCCGUGGGAUGGCCCCCCAAGGAUCUGUCCCCCCUGGCCGAGGCCAUGGGGCAGCCCCUGGGCUGGGGGUCCAGCGAGCCCCCCGGGGGGACCCCCCCGGGGCAGCGGCAGCGCCGCCCCCCCCACCCCAAGCACAAGGGCCAGGGGGGCACGGGGGGCGUCCAUCGCUCCCCCCGCGCCCUCUUCUGCCUCCGCCUCAACAACCCCAUCCGCCGGGCGGCCAUCAGCAUCGUCGAGUGGAAGCCCUUCGACAUCCUCAUCCUCGCCACCAUCUUCGCCAACUGCGUGGCCCUGGGGGUCUACAUCCCCUUCCCCGAGGACGACUCCAACACCUCCAACCACAACCUGGAGCAGGUGGAGUACGUGUUCCUCAUCAUCUUCACGGUGGAGACGUUCCUGAAGAUCAUCGCCUACGGGCUGGUGCUGCACCCCAGCGCCUACAUCCGCAACGGCUGGAACCUGCUGGACUUCGUCAUCGUCAUCGUGGGGCUGUUCAGCGUGAUCCUGGAGCAGGUGUCCCACAAGCCGGGCGAUGCCCACCACAUGAGCGGCAAGCCGGGCGGCUUCGACGUCAAGGCCCUGCGCGCCUUCCGCGUGCUGCGCCCGCUGCGCCUCGUCUCCGGCGUCCCCAGCCUCCACAUCGUGCUCAACUCCAUCAUGAAGGCGAUGGUGCCGCUGCUGCACAUCGCGCUGCUCGUGCUCUUCGUCAUCAUCAUCUACGCCAUCAUCGGCCUCGAGCUCUUCAUCGGCCGCAUGCACAAGACCUGCUUCUUCAUCGGCUCUGACCUGGAGUCCGAGGAUGACCCCUCUCCCUGCGCCUUCUCGGGGCACGGCCGCGCCUGCCUGCAGAACAACACCGAGUGCCGCGGCCGCUGGGAGGGGCCCAACGGCGGCAUCACCAACUUCGACAACUUCUUCUUCGCCAUGCUCACCGUGUUCCAGUGCAUCACCAUGGAGGGCUGGACCGACGUGCUCUACUGGAUGCAGGACGCCAUGGGCCACGAGCUGCCCUGGAUUUACUUCGUCAGCCUCGUCAUCUUCGGCUCCUUCUUCGUCCUCAACCUGGUGCUGGGGGUGCUGAGCGGGGAAUUCUCCAAGGAGAGAGAGAAGGCCAAGGCCCGUGGGGACUUCCAGAAGCUGCGGGAGAAGCAGCAGCUGGAGGAGGAUCUGCGGGGCUACAUGGACUGGAUCACCCAGGCCGAGCUGGAGGGCGACGAGGAGGACGGGGAGCAUGAGAAGCACCGUCUGACCGCCGAGGACCUGAUGGGGAAGCGGAAGCCGCGGCUGAAGUGGCUGCGCCACACGAGUCACUCGACUGACACCCACGCCAGCCUCCCGGGCAGCGAGACCACCUCGGUGAACACGGAGACCGUGGGCGAGGAGGAGGCGCCGCCGACCGCCUGCGACCGCUGCCUGGGCAAAAUUACAAAGACAAAAUUCUGCCGCCGCCUGCGCCGCCUGAACCGCCUGUGGCGCCGGCGCUGCCGCGCGGCCGUGAAAUCCGUGUCCUUCUACUGGACCGUGCUGCUGCUCGUGUUCCUCAACACGCUCACCAUCGCCUCCGAGCACCACGGGCAGCCGCCCUGGCUCACCGAGACACAGGCGUACGCCAACAAGGCGCUGCUGUCGCUGUUCGCCGCCGAGAUGGUGCUGAAGCUCUACGCGCUCGGGCCCUCGUGCUACUUCGCCAGCUUCUUCAACCGCUUCGACUGCUUCGUGGUGUGCGGCGGCGUGCUGGAGACCGCGCUGGUGGAGCGCGGCGCCAUGGAGCCGCUCGGCAUCUCCGUGCUGCGCUGCGUGCGCCUGCUGCGCGUCUUCAAGGUGACCCGGCACUGGGCAUCCCUGAGCAACCUGGUAGGGUCCCUGCUGAACUCCAUGAAAUCCAUCGCCUCCCUGCUGCUGCUGCUCUUCCUCUUCAUCAUCAUCUUCGCUCUGCUGGGCAUGCAGCUCUUCGGGGGCCGCUUCAGCUUCGACGAGACCCAGACCAAGCGCAGCACCUUCGACACCUUCCCGCAGGCCCUGCUGACCGUGUUCCAGAUCCUGACGGGGGAGGACUGGAACGCGGUGAUGUACGACGGGAUCAUGGCCUACGGCGGGCCCGUGUUCCCCGGGAUGCUCGUCUGUGUCUACUUCGUCAUCCUCUUCAUCUGCGGGAACUACAUCCUCCUCAACGUUUUCUUGGCCAUCGCUGUGGACAACCUGGCCGACGGUGACAACAUCAACUCAGGGGGGGACAAAAAGGACAAGGCCGGGGAGGCAGAGGCGGGGACGGAGAGCCAGGACGUGGCUGUGAAGGUUGAGGGGGAUCAGCCGCAGGAGGAAGAGGAGGAGGAGGAGGAGGAGGUGGAGGAAGGUGACGAGGAGGCCGGGGGCGAGCGGGACAGCCUGGGGAGGGCCCGGCUGGAGUCCCUGGAGGAGACCCCCAAGCCCAAGGUGACCCCGAUCCCCGAGGGCAGCGCCUUCUUCGUGCUGAGCAGCACCAACCCGCUGCGGGUGAAGUGCCACGCCCUGAUCAACCACCACAUCUUCACCAACCUCAUCCUCGUCUUCAUCAUCCUCAGCAGCAUCUCGCUGGCCGCAGAGGACCCCGUUCGCGCCCACUCGCCCCGCAACCACAUGACGGUGUUUGGAGGAUUCCUGCACAAAGGCUCCUUCCUCCGCAACUGGUUCAACCUGCUCGACGUGCUGGUGGUCGGCGUGUCCCUCAUCUCCUUCGGCAUGCACUCCAGCGCCAUCUCGGUGGUGAAGAUCCUGCGGGUCCUGCGCGUCCUGCGGCCCCUGAGAGCCAUCAACCGGGCCAAGGGCCUCAAGCACGUGGUGCAGUGCGUGUUCGUGGCCAUCCGCACCAUCGGGAACAUCAUGAUCGUCACCACGCUGCUGCAGUUCAUGUUCGCCUGCAUCGGGGUGCAGCUCUUCAAGGGCAAGUUCUACAGCUGCACUGACGAGGCCAAGCACACGCCAGGAGAGUGCAAGGGGACAUUCCUGGUGUACAAGGAUGGGGACGUGUCCCACCCGUCGGUCCGGGAGCGCCUCUGGCUCAACAGCGACUUCAACUUCGACAACGUCCUGGCGGGGAUGAUGGCCCUGUUCACCGUGUCCACCUUCGAGGGGUGGCCCGCGCUGCUGUACAAGGCCAUCGACGCCAACGCCGAGAACCAGGGGCCCAUCUACAACUACCGCGUGGAGAUCUCCAUCUUCUUCAUCGUCUACAUCAUCGUCAUCGCCUUCUUCAUGAUGAACAUCUUCGUGGGCUUCGUCAUCAUCACCUUCCGCGCGCAGGGCGAGAGCGAGUACCGCAACUGCGAGCUCGACAAGAACCAGCGGCAGUGCGUGGAGUACGCGCUGAAGGCGCAGCCGCUGCGCCGUUACAUCCCCAAGAACCGCACCCAGUACCGCGUGUGGGCCAUGGUCAACUCCACCGCCUUCGAGUACAUCAUGUUCGUGCUCAUCCUGCUCAACACCAUCGCCCUGGCCGUGCAGCACUACGAGCAGUCCAAGCCCUUCAACUACGUGAUGGACCUGCUCAACAUGGUGUUCACGGGGCUCUUCACCGUGGAGAUGGUGCUCAAGAUCAUCGCCUUCAAACCCCGGCAUUACUUCUGUGAUGCCUGGAACACCUUUGAUGCCCUCAUCGUGGUGGGCAGCGUGGUGGACAUCGCCGUCACCGAGGUCAACAACGGGGGGCACGUUGGUGAGAGCUCGGAGGACAGCUCCCGCAUCUCCAUCACCUUCUUCCGGCUCUUCCGCGUGAUGCGCUUGGUGAAGCUGCUCUCCAAGGGCGAGGGCAUCCGCACCCUGCUCUGGACCUUCGUCAAAUCCUUCCAGGCCCUGCCCUACGUCGCUCUGCUCAUCGCCAUGAUCUUCUUCAUCUACGCCGUCAUCGGGAUGCAGACCUUCGGGAAGGUGGCGCUGCAGGACGGGACCCAGAUCAACCGCAACAACAACUUCCAGACCUUCCCCCAGGCCGUGCUGCUGCUCUUCAGGUGUGCCACGGGGGAGGCGUGGCAGGAGAUCAUGCUGGCCAGCCUGCCGGGCAAGCGCUGCGACCCCGAGUCGGACGCGGGCCCGGGGGAGGAGUUCACCUGCGGCAGCAACUUCGCCAUCGCCUACUUCAUCAGCUUCUUCAUGCUCUGCGCCUUCCUGAUCAUCAACCUGUUCGUGGCUGUCAUCAUGGACAACUUUGAUUACCUGACGCGUGACUGGUCCAUCCUGGGCCCGCACCACCUGGACGAGUUCAAGCGCGUGUGGUCCGAGUACGACCCCGCAGCCAAGGGCCGCAUCAAGCACCUGGACGUGGUGACGCUGCUGCGCCGCAUCCAGCCCCCGCUGGGCUUCGGGAAGCUCUGCCCACACCGUGUGGCCUGCAAGCGCCUGGUGGCCAUGAACAUGCCCCUCAACUCGGACGGGACCGUCACCUUCAACGCCACGCUCUUCGCUCUGGUCCGCACCUCCCUCAAGAUCAAGACGGAAGGGAACCUGGAUGUGGCCAACAAGGAGCUUCGGGCUGUGGUGAAGAAGAUCUGGAAGAGGACGAAGCCGAAGCUGCUGGACGAGGUCAUCCCCCCGCCCGAGGAGGAGGAGGUCACCGUCGGGAAGUUCUACGCCACCUUCCUGAUCCAGGACUAUUUCCGCAAGUUCCGGCGGCGGAAGGAGCGCGGGAUGCUGGGUGCCAACGCAGGCCCCAGCAACGAGUGUGCGCUGCAGGCCGGGCUGCAGACGCUGCAGGCGCUGGGCCCUGAGAUGCGCCGGGCACUGAGUGACCUGGAGGGGGACGAGGGCGGGGACGCCCCUUCCGAGGAGCCACUCACCUACGCAGCCCCCGAGACGCUCUACGGCUCCGCGCCCGGCUCCCCCCUGCUCUCGGAGCCGCCCCCCGCCCCCAGCCCCGCGCCCACCGAGGGGGAGGACCCCGCGCCCCCCUCUCACGGGGGAGCCCCCCGCCCUGGCGGCAGGCGGCGCUCCGACGGGGGGGACCAGGAGGAGGAAGCCCCCGGCGAGGAUGCGGAGGAGCCGGGAGGGGAGCCGGGGGACGUCAGCCACGACGAGGAGCUGGAGAGCUCGGCCGCGGCCCGGCGCCGCUGGGUCGGGGACAGGGCGCCGGGACCCCCGCGCUGGGCGGCGGAGCUGCCCCGGGGGGGGUCGCUGCCGCUGCCCCCCCGGCACUUCGCGUUCGGCAGCGGCGCUCGCGAGGGGCAGCAGCUGAAACGGCGCCGGCUCCUGCCCCCCACCCCCGCGGGCCGGAAGCCCUCCUUCACCAUCCAGUGCCUGCGGCGGCAGGGUAGCUGCGAGGACGAGCCCAUCCCGGGCACUUACAACCCCUCGGGCCCGCCCGGCCCCGCCCGCCCGCAGGGCUACGGCAGCUCCGAGACCUGGCGCCUGGGGGGCUCCUCGCAGGCCUGGGCGGCCCCGGCCCGCGGGCACGUUCUGUACGCGCCGCUCAUCCUGGUGGAGGGGGCUCCGGCGGCGGGGCCGGGCGGCAGCCUGCCCCCCCUCAACCGCUGGUUCCCCCCCGCGCCGCUGCGCCUGCGGCCCUGCGGGCCCCACGACGCGCUGGCCCGGGGCUCGGCCGACAGCCUGGUGGAGGCCGUGCUGAUCUCGGAGGGGCUGGGGCUGUUCGCCCGCGACCCCAAGUUCGUGGCGGUGGCCAAGCGCGAGAUCGCGGACGCGUGCGACAUGACGAUGGACGAGAUGGAGAGCGCGGCCGCGGACCUGCUGACCCGGCGCCGCGCCCCGCCCGCGCCCACGCCCGCCGUCUACAGCGACGAGGAACCGCUGCGGCCGCCGGCGGAGGAGGAGCUGGCGGACGAGAUGGGCUGGGCCGGCGGCGUCUAGAACCCGGCACCGCGGAGCGGGGACGGCUCUAGAACCCGGCACCGCGAGUGUGGGCAGGCCGGCUCUAGAUCCCGGGGUUGUGAGGCGGGCUCUAGAACCCGGCACCGCGAGUGUGGGCAGGCCGGCUCUAGAACCCGGGGUUGUGAGGCGGGCUCUGGAACCCGGCACCGCGAGUGU